AUGAUCAACGACUUUUACUCUUCAAAUCAAUUCAAUAGAGGGGUGGCAACACAGAUCAGCGUUGCUACUAAUGCUAAUAACAACAAUUUUGGGUAUUCUGGUUUCAGAUCAUCGGUUCCUUCCUCAAUAUUUAGUCACAAUGUGAGUCAGGCAUUAGAUAGUAAGACAUGUCCUAUUGGUCAAUCUCAAAUAGUACAAGAAUUAACUCUGCUCCAUUCACUACUCGUCCAAUAUUUGAAAAACAAUACUUCACCAACAUCGUCAACAUGUUCUUCCAAUAAUAGUGUAUGUUUCACCACACCAACAAAAUAUUCAAUUGGGAGUGAUUCAAUGAAUUUUGCAUGUGGUAAUAGAUUCACAUCCAGUUCUUAUUCAUCUGAGUCAUCCAUUUCCAAUCCACUCCUAAUGAGCAGUAGUAGUGCUACUUCACCAUAUGGUGGAUGUUCAAGUCCUGUCAGAUCAUCCAUUGCAACAACUUCAUUCUCUUCACCGACACACAUCCAACGAACAUUUAGCAAUUCGAAUUUCCAAUCAUUUUCAUCAACACCACUCAGUUCCAUGAGUGAAUACGAGGAGAGAAUUUCCAAACUAGAACAAUUAGUCAAACAAAUUCUCAGUUUAAUUUAUAGAGGCGAUUAUAAAUCACCAGCAACAGAUAACAAGUCAAGCUCACAAGUUGUUAAACUUGAUUCUACUAACUCAAUCAAACAAUUACUAACCAGUAAAAUUAAGGAAACCUAUCAAUUAGAUAUGGAACCUCUCAAACAAAUAGUUGCCUCAGUUGUUCAUCAUGAACCAAAACGAUUAAAUAUGGGAUAUGAUAUCAUCUUCCAAAUGAAAACUGAGUUGACGUAUUUAAGUCAAUUGUGUAAAUAAACAAUUUAAUUAAAUAAG
This is a messenger RNA of Naegleria gruberi, 894 nucleotides long. RefSeq lists its product as uncharacterized. Bases 1 to 876 code for a protein of 291 amino acids. The transcript has a single exon. The record is from RefSeq and is a predicted model, not a curated record. Lineage: Eukaryota; Heterolobosea; Eutetramitea; Acrasida; Naegleriidae.